This is a messenger RNA of Lentinula edodes (shiitake mushroom), 711 nucleotides long. RefSeq names its product glutathione transferase. The transcript has 5 exons. The record is from RefSeq and is a predicted model, not a curated record. NCBI's taxonomy places the organism in Eukaryota, Fungi, Basidiomycota, Agaricomycetes, Agaricales, Omphalotaceae. Bases 1 to 711 code for a protein of 236 amino acids. Gene Ontology annotation, molecular function: glutathione binding; glutathione transferase activity. Gene Ontology annotation, cellular component: cytoplasm.
AUGACUCCGUUUGAUGGGACAUCUUCAUUCUUGUUUUCCAACAAUGCCCAACAUUCGUCAAAUUCUUCAACGAAGGCUCUAAAGCUGUAUGGCUCUCCACACAGUGCUAGCACACAGCAAGUACAAAUUAUUCUGCACGAGAAGAACAUCCCAUAUGAAUUGAUCGACCUCGAUAUUAUGUCUGACCCCGAAAUUCAAGAUUUAAUACGACAACCUUCUAGUGCACCUGAAGACGACGGCUUCACCUUAUGCGAGUCCCGAGCUAUAUGUCGAUAUCUUGCUACAAAAUAUGCCGACCAAGGGACUAAACUAAUACCCGAUGCAUAUAACAUGAAGCUUGGUGCACUGUUCGAGCAAGCGGUUUUCACAGAGGUAUUUGCUUUCGAACCGUAUGCGUCAAAAGCCGUUUAUGAGAAGGUCACCAAACGAUCAAAAGGUCUUGCUCCCGAUGAAGCAAUAUUCGCAGGAUCUGUUGCCGCAUUGUCGUCAAAUUUGGAAGGGUACGAGAAUAUCCUCAGUAGACAGAAUUACCUUGCAGGGGAUGACCUCACUCUUGCGGAUUUGUACCACAUACCAUAUGGAACAAAGCUCACAGACGCCGGGAGCGAUAUAAUGACAAGAAAAGGGCCAAAUAUCACUCGGUGGUGGACAGAAAUCUCAUCAAGACCAUCGUGGGCAGCUGUCCGAAAUGGUGAACCUGUACAAGCUUAA